UUGAUAGCUGAAGUGAGUUCACUCGUUUACGUUUUUUUAUGGAAACGAUGUGGAAACGAGUAAAAAAAAUAUCUAUUGGAGAGGCAACUAUGUCUCAUGCAAUAUGUAUACUUAUGUACUGUCUGAUCAUGUGAACCUAUUUGUGUAAGAAAUCUAUCAAACUAGUGGUGACGCCCGUUUGUUCCCUUAAACAAAUAUUUUUAUUUGAGUGGACAUUUUUUCAAAGCUGCUGCAAUGACAGCCAGUCGAUGUCCUGUGUCGCGCCGCGUCAAAAUCCACUUCGGGAUUUCCCGCAAGCUCCAAAAAUCUAUGAAACGUGUUUGCAUGUUCCUCUCGGCGAGUGGGGUUGGAGAGGUGGGAUCGCGAGGACGGGAGAAGGCUGGCUGGCUGGGGGGAACCCACGCGUCCGAGCCCCACGGAAAGUCCGCCUAUGCCGAACAACUGACGGUGAAUGUUGUUUUCUUUCUCUCGUCGUUUGUUCCGAGCACAAGGACACGCCGCUGUAGGCUACUUGUGGAAGGAGGAGGAGGGGGGGGGGAUAAGCUUGUCUUUCCUUCCCGCUUUGGGGUGUUUUUUUUGUCACCAUUGCGCACGACAAGGCGGAGAGACGGAACGCUCGGACUGUGGGAGCCCCCUCACCCCUCCUCUGCUCGGAUCUGCUCUGGUUCCAGAUGGCCCAUGGAAGAACGUGGAUGAGGGCUUAGUUGUAGCCUGUCUGUUGUCGGUUAGCCGAUUAGUCCAUCAAAGAGUGGCACCACUUUCGCCAGGGCACAGAACGGACCAACAAAAGUUUCUCCUCACUCAUCCCUGCCCCCUUUCCACCCACGCCCCCAACCCAGGCGGCACAUACGCUCUGGACCAUGUCUAGCAGGCUGUCCCAGGGUGGCCGGACUGAGGACCUGGAGCGGAGUAGCUGCAAACAGGACUCUCCUGUUCUAGAACGUAGGAACCGCAGUGGCAUCAUCAGCGCACCCUUAAACAGGAGCCUUAAGAACUCUCGCACACUCUCGCAGUACACAGCGGUCUCGUCUGCUACCACCAAUGGACACAAAGACAAUCGUGAGACAAAGAGCCACACGGCCAAGCCUCAACCACCUCCACUGCCCCAGCCCACUGUCUCUGCACUGGCAGCGGCCAAGUUGGACCGGACCUUAGAACAGGUUCUGGAGGGACAGAAUGGCUUGCUGCACUUUGCCCAAGCAGCCGCAUUAUUAAAGCGGGCCGGUAUGGAGCACAUGCUUCUGCCUGGGGGCAUGGGAGUGGGAGUUGGCGGAGCAGAUGCAGGCUCGGGGGCUAGCGACUUGGAGGGUACGUCUGUCACGGACGCCGUAGGUGGUCCUGUUGACUUCCCAUAUGGAGUAGGGGGUGGCUUCCCGUUCAACCCAGGCCUUUUCAUCAUGACGCCGGCUGGAGUGUUUUUAGCGGACAGCGCGCUGCACAUGGCCGGCCUGACCGAGUACCCGGCACAGAACGAGCUGGCCUCUGCCAUCAACUCCGGUAAAAAGAAGCGAAAACGUUGUGGCAUGUGCCCACCUUGUCGGCGACGGAUUAACUGUGAGCAGUGUAGCAGCUGCCGGAAUCGCAAGACGGGGCAUCAGAUCUGCAAGUUUCGAAAAUGUGAGGAACUGAAGAAGAAGCCCUCUGCUGCUUUGGAGAUACAUCAUGAGACUAGUGUUGUUCUGUUGGGCACACCUUCUAAAUGAAUGGUUAUAGCCUGAACUUUCCUGCCCCCAAAACCUUGGACAGCAGAGGCUCAUGGAAAGUGACAGGCAUGCCGACUGGCACCAAGACACAUAUGGGACAUGUGGACUUGUUGCUAAGCAGACUGUGGGACAAGUUACAUCAGGAAGACAAGGGGAAAGAUGGCUACGACGAAGAACAUAAUUUAUUAAAGGCAACGGAUUACAAAUAUUUAUCCAACGACAAACAUUGAUUGAUAAACCUCCUCCCCAUUCAAUAGACAAAGACAAAUUCCUUGUGCGUCUUGUAACAUACUUGGCCAAUAAAGCUGAUUCUAAAUAGGCCUACUACAUUGCAACCUUAAUUGCAUGCUUGAAGUGCUUCACCUGCUUCAGCGCUGCCUGAGAGAGAGAGAGAGAGAGAGCGAGAGCGAGAGAGAGAGAGAGAGAGAGAGAGAGAGAGAGAGAGAGAGAGAGAGAGAGAGAGAGAGAGAGAGAGAUCCGGCCUCCCAACAGCGGCGAGAAAGUUUACUGACAGGAGAGGGAAAGCUGCAGCUUGUCUGAAUGUUGAUGACGUACGUAAGCAACCACGCAUGCAAAUGAUUUAGCGACAGUGGCCACGGCAAUCUUCUUCCUUGACAAUCACACCAUGUUGUUUGUGGUUUAAUUAAAAAAAUAAAAAACAUUAAAAAAAUAUAUAUCUAUAUCUAUAUAUGUACGUAUGUGUUUCAUACUGGUAUACUGUAUGUGCAUGGGUCUGUCAUAUGGUGCGCGGGUGUGAGUCACGGAUUGUAAAUUUUCCGUGAUUAUCCAGUUCAAUUGCAUUCGGUUCCGUCGCUCGGUGGGCCUGUGAAUGUGAGGCCGCUCCACAACAAAAAUUGCAGAUUGCCCUAUUAUCACACUCUUCUCUUAACAUCGUUUUGUUUUUGUCAAAAUCUCCCAAAACCCUUUUCCAUAUUAUUAUGAGGUGUUGUGAACAGAAUUUUAGGGUAAAAUUUAAUCCAUUUCGGAAUGAGGCUCUAACAUAACAUCUAGAAAAUGUGAAUUGCUAUUAUUACCUUCCAAAUGCUCUGUAUACUCACCAUAUGGGUCGCAACAUUAUGUACACUCAACCUAAUAAGAGUCAUCAUAACUUGUAUUAGUUUAACAAUAUAUUUAUGAUUGUCAUGUGCAGUAAGGUAGAAUAGAAUGCCUUCUUACUGGCAGGUGUUUACGUUGUUUGAUUACCAUUGCGAGCGCCAGUUGCCAAGCUGCAACUGUAAAUCACAAUAGUAGUAAACAUUUUUCAAACCAGAGACAGAACAAUCUCUUUGGAAAAGAAGAAUUUUGAUACAGCACUUAUAUCACUGAGUUAACUUUGCUCUUCAAACGUACCUAAUGUGGUCGGUGAGUUAAUAUCCUGCUUAAAAAUAACCUGUGAUGAGUGCAAACGCCUUGUGUCAGGAAACAGAGAAAACCAAAUUUGUCAUGCCAAUCAAUGAUGAUGCUGUUGAUGUUUGGGAAGACACCCGGUGGUCAAUUUGUGUUUUUGUUGAUUCGUUUUGGAAUGUACAUUUUCUUCUCAUUGUGAAUCCCAGGCAAUGUAAAAAGAAAUCUGUUUUUUUUUUCUUUUUCUAUUUGCUGCCAUUUCACAUUGAUUGCACAUGGUUAAUGAGGAAAUGCAGCAGUUAAAGUUCAUCUGAUGAAUGUGUUUUUCUCGCCACGUAUUACGACACACUAAAUCCAGACCUUACCGGCUUUUUGACAUCUGUGGCGGCGCCAGAUGUUGCGGCUGUCUUCCUGGCUGUCUCACCGGCUAAGUGCUUCUGUAGAAGGGUCGUCACAGAGACACAUGAGGGGUUAAUAACACAGACCAUAAAAUGACUAGCAAUAUGCUGCCUGUGAGCCUUACCUUAUGGUUCAUAUUUAUCAUCACUUAAGCAAGAAUUCAUCUAUGUAUUGUUGUUAUAACACUAAGAUUUAAAAAGUAAAAUGAGUUGCCCUAAAAAAUGUGCCGUGUUAAAUAGGCUUUACACGAUCAGGAUUUUUGGGGCCGAUCACAGAGUUUAAAAAAACGAUAACCGAUCCGAUCACAAGAUGGAAGAAUGUGUCUAUUUAAAUGACCUGUUCAUUUACUGUAUAUACUUUAUUGUUCAAAAUGUUUUUAUUUAUAAUAAAUAAUGUAUCUUUGUUCCUCUAUUUAUGCCAGUGAGGCAUAGUGACAGACAGAACAAAUGAAUGGUCUUCUAUUAUAUGGCAGGAAGCAAAUACAGUAAUUAAUGUAUCCACUUUUUGUGACGUUUUUUGUUCGUUGGUGUGCCGUGAGAUUUUUCAAUUGUAAAAUAUGUUUCUUGGUUCCAUAAAGGUUGGAAAUCACUGCUCUAGUCAGAUCGUGCAUUCUAAUCUGUCAGGUCAAGCCAACAUUACAUGACAGAAAUAAUAGGUGCCAACUUACUGGAGUUAAAUUAAUUUAUUUUUAAUUAAAUUACUUCACCCACACCGAAACUUUAGAGCAUGAUUCGACAGAACGGCAGCAUGUUUACGUCCAACCGUUCGUGGUACCGCUAGCUUGAUAGGUUACAUAACAUUUUAUUGCCUGCUUGUGAGCCGUAUCGUAUAUAAAAGGUACGUGAACAUACCUCAAGCAAGCCUUAAACGAACGUCCUCUCCUAUCCUGAGCACCGGUGACCACCAACACACGUUUUUCUCCAUUUUGUCCUUAUAAUACAAAGUCGACGCUCUCCACUCGUUGUCGUCGCCACGGUAACGAGUGUAUCAGGUCGCAUUUGAGUUGACAAGAUAAAGCCCAAUGAUCGUAAAAAAACGGGAUGCGGUGGUAUCGGAGUACAAGAUUUUAUUGCAGUAGUCUGAGUGCAAUCGUGAAAAAGCAAAUUUGUCUUGUAGUCUGAUUACGUGUUGCCUGACUCUGACGUGUCGUCUGUCCCACACCGUCGCCAUGUUUUUUUUUUGUUUUUUUUUUAAAUAACUUCAUUGGCCGUCAGAGAUUUACAGUACUACGUCAAAAGACUAAAAAUAAUAAGACAAGGCUAAAAAUAAACAAGCUUUUGGAUUCAAAUAUACUGUGGACGCGGCGACGUGGAGUAAAUGUCUUUUGCGGAGCCGGCGAAUUAUGACAUUAAAGCCGAUCAGCCGAUCAGCAUAAAAUGCUAAAUAUCGGCCGAUAGCGAUCAGCCCUAUAAAAUCCGUGUAAAGUCUAGUGUUAAAGCAUGAGCAGGCGGUACGUUCUUCAAUUAAAAUUUUUAGUAACUUCUCUCAUUUUACUGGAUAUGUUCAUGUAUCACCCAUUGGAUUGCAUCAAGGUAAACGCCAACAUUUUCCCAUCACGUAACUUGCCAAAGUGAUCCUUAUUUAAAAUCCUUAUUUAGAAGCAAAUAUUUCAGCCAAGUAAUAUGAAUACAUUAAGUCUUGUUUGAGAUACAUUAAGUUUGCCAAAGCUCAGGAAAGGCUGGUUAAAAUGUGAUGUAACACAAGGUAACUACCAAUAUGCCAUUGACAAGAAUCACAAUGAAUAGACAGAUUUUAUUUAUUUAUAUAUUUUAGUGGCUUCCAUAGUUCAAAGUGCAUCCCUGCUGAUGUGCACUGCUUCCACUAUAGCAACAUGUCUGUGAACAGAGAGUAGCUAGUUUACAAAAGCUCAGUCACUCUUGCUAAUUUAGCAAUUUGUUCACAUUAGCAACUUUCCCGACUCCUUUAACAACAAUUUUUUUCAAACAGUUAAAUUCUUGCUAAGAAACACCCAAAUUAAAUUUUCACUUUUAACUCUAUUCCCGAUGACAAGAAACACAGUGGAAGGCAAUCACUGACUCAAAUGCACUGAAUAUUGCCUAAGACUUAGUGCCCAUUACGUUACAAAAACAGUUAUUUAUAUAUGUGUACAUGUAAAACAUAUACAGUAUGUGUUUACGUACAGCAUAUGCGUUUUGAGAAAAUUAUGUAUGAAGAAAAAAUAUAUAUUACUAUUAUCUGUUGAUACAAGUUAACAAAGAAAAAAAAUGGUAUUAUAUCAGGAGAAAUAAGCAAAUAUAGAAGGGGGGGACUAAAAGUUUAAU
Phyllopteryx taeniolatus (common seadragon) is the source of this 5728-nucleotide messenger RNA. It is a transcript of the gene cxxc5a, whose product is annotated as CXXC finger protein 5a. Gene Ontology annotation, molecular function: zinc ion binding; methyl-CpG binding. The transcript is spliced from 3 exons. Lineage: Eukaryota; Metazoa; Chordata; Actinopteri; Syngnathiformes; Syngnathidae. Bases 861 to 1703 code for a protein of 280 amino acids. The record is from RefSeq and is a predicted model, not a curated record. Gene Ontology annotation, cellular component: nucleus.